AUGCAAAUAUUCGGUCUUGUUUACGAAGAGGUAAAACCUGUUCCUUUACAGAAUGUCAAGGUUGAAGCAAAUGUUGUUGACAUGAUUGCGGAGGUUAUUAUUCAGCAAACCUAUAAAAAUGUUGAAAAUAAUUUAAUCGAAGCCGUAUACAAGUUUCCUAUUUACGAGGCCGCAGCAAUUUGUGGUUUCGAAGCUGAGAUUGAUGGGCGCAGAACAAUCAAGGGAAUAGUGAAAGAAUCUAAAGAAGCUGUUAAAGAGUAUGAAGAAGCCAUUAAACAAGGUCAUGGCGCCUAUUUAUUGGAGGAAAAACUUGCCGAUGUGUUCCAAUGCACCGUCGGAAACAUCGCCUCUGACCAGACUGUGGUGAUCAAAAUCACAUACGUCACAGAACUCAAACAUGAUGCUGAUUCUGAACAAAUACGAUUUGUCUUACCUACCGCCAUUGCCCCGAGAUAUGGUUCAUCACAGGGUGACAAUACAUCCAUCCAAGAAUCAAUAUCUUAUUCGAGUUCAACCAGUUAUCAUCUUGACCUUAACGUAACAUGCAGGAUGACUUCAUCCAUUCAGGCAAUCGAGUCUCCUUCACAUCAUGUUUCUACUGAAGUUAAUAUUGAUGGAGAUCCUAAAGUUGCAAAGAUUACAUUGGCCGAAGAUGUAACUUAUUUAGAAAAGGACUUUAUAUUGGUUGUUAAAAGUUUGGAUCUUGAUGUGCCAAGAGCGUUCGUCGAAUAUAACUCUACAACCGAAACCAAUUGUGUUAUGCUUACUUUGGUUCCCAAAUUUGCGCUUAAUGAAACCUUGGUAGAAUUAAUAUUUGUUAUAGAUAGAUCAGGGUCAAUGGAAGGCGAACCUAUUCAAAAAGCAGCCCAAACUCUUCAAUUAUUGCUUAGAUCUCUUCCAGAAGGCUGCUAUUUUAAUGUGGUGUCGUUUGGUUCUCGUCACGAUUCAUUGUUCCCGCAAAGUCAACUUUAUUCCGAGGUCACCCUUACUCGUGCUCUCGAUCCUGGACGCCAAUUAUGGUUUGACAUGCAAACAUCUGUUUUCCUUCUUACUGACGGUGAAGUUUGGAACGUUGAGACAUUGGUGGAACUUAUUCGCACCAAUGUUGAGCAAAAGAAGGAUAACCUUAGAUUGUUUUCUAUUGGAAUUGGCAAUUCUGUAUCUCAUAAUCUUGUCGAAUCUGUUGCACGCGCUGGAAAAGGUUAUGCUCAGCAUGUAACCAUUAGUGAGCGCAUGGAUAAAAAAAUUAUUGGUAUGAUAAGGAAUGCCAUCAAGCCUCCUGUUAAGGAUUACAAGAUUGUCUGGACGGGGAAUGAAUCCGAAUACGAUGAUCUUGAUAAGAAAGAGGCAGAGACAAAACAAACAAUUAGCAUCUUUGACAAAAAUCCUAGUCCCCCUCCACAGGAUCCCAUAGUUACAGAUGCCAAAACUAAACAAGCACCAUUUGUUAUUCCACCAAUUUAUUCUGGCGUUAGAUUUGUCGUUUAUUGCAUGCUAGCAAAGGGCGUUAUCCCAAAUAAGGAGAUCAUGUUAACCGCACAAUCUCCGGACGGACCUAUGAAACUUAACAUUCCUUUAGACUCAGUAAUGUUACAAGGGUCAAAGAUUCAUACACUUGCCGCCAGGAAACUCAUUCAAGAUCUAGAGGACGGUGCCUCCUUUAUUCACAAGCAUCCAAAGAACAAAGGAAAGCCAAUCUCAGUUUUAGUUGUAGAAGAACAAGUAGUUUAUUUAGGAAUAACAUUUAAUUUAGCAUCGAAAUACACUAGUUUCCUUGCAAUUGAUGAAUGUGGAAAUAAGUCAGUUGGAAAACUGUUUCAUCCUGAGAAGAGAGAAGUGCCUAUACACCAACCAUUUUCUUCAGUCAACAAGAGUUCGUCGCGAGUAGUUUCACAUCAUUCCAGGAGCUUUAAUGCAACACCUAUGUCAGCAAGUUAUAACCUGGUUGGUAAAAGUUCUCUCAUGAGAGUGGCAAGGUCUAUCAAGAAAUCGGAAAUUGAUCGCACGAGUUCAAAGGAAGGGGCUUCACUCUAUAGGUCGUCUGUUUCAUUUGACAUUGAACCUAACGAAGAGAAUGUCGAAGAAUCAAAAACAAAAGGUUAUGAACUCAAGCUCAACUUUAAAGAAUCCAAAAUCGAAGUACUGUACGAGUUUCUUAAAUUUCAGUCCUUUAACGGUGAAUUCAAUAGUGCAAGUUUUUAUCCGUGCUUUGAUAAGAAGGAAGCUAAAGACUUUAAAGAGAUUGGCAUUGAUAACGAAAAAAUUUUGUGCACUGCAUUAGCAAUCGAAUAUUUGGAGGUUGUGAUGUUUGGGCAAUUUAAAGAUGAGUGUGAGAUGUGUUGGGAAAAAGCUAAUAAAGCACUGAGGAAAUUAGUUAAUGAAAAAGAGGUUGACGAUGUUUUGAAAAAAGCCAGAGAUUGGAUUUUAAAGAAUACAGAUUCGUCUCGUUUAUGGAGCUCAUGGGAUUUUGAUAAAGCGAGGAGUCAUCUUAUGGCCAUUCAGCGACAAGAUGGAACGGAUGAAGUUUAUCGAUGA
Acaulospora morrowiae is the source of this 2535-nucleotide messenger RNA. NCBI's taxonomy places the organism in Eukaryota, Fungi, Glomeromycota, Glomeromycetes, Diversisporales, Acaulosporaceae. The record is from the annotation of a GenBank genome assembly.